AUGAACGGCGCUAAACAGCAAGCCGUGGACAACUUUACCUAUCUAGGCAGCACUCUCUCCCGCAACACCACGAUCGACAAUGAAGUGGCUCGCCGCAUUUCCCAAGCCAAGCCAAAUCUUCGGCCGUCUGCAGAACGCCGUCUGGGACCGUCACGGUCUCCAUCUCCACACGACGCUGAAGACGUACAACGCAGUUAUCCUGCCGACGCUGAUGUAUGGAGUGGAGACCUGAACGGUCUACAAGAAGCAGGCGCAGAGACUCAACCACUUCCACCUCAGCUACCUUCGACGGAUACUGAAGCUGAGGGGGCACGGACGGGAAUCCUGAACAUCAACGCCAUGCUGAGACAACUGCAACUGCGUUGUAGCGGUCACCUCGUGCGGACGAACGACGAGCAGUUACCCGAACGACUUUUCUAUAAAGAUGUCGCCAGGGGUUCCCGCUGCCAAGGAGGCCAAAUCCGUCAAUACAAGGACUCUCUGAAAUUCUCCCUGAAGCGUCUGUCGAUCAACCCGGCCAACUGGGAAAACCUCGCUCGAGACCUAUCGACCUGAAAGAGGACAGUGAAGACAGGAGCGAUCUACGAGGCAAACCGCAUCGCCGCUGCGAAAGCCAGGCGCGAAGCCCGCAAAUCCCAGUGGCACCCACCUCGCAAUGCCAACUCCCAACCACCCCCAACGUGUCUCCAAUGUCAUCGGACAUUCCGGACGCCAAUCGGACUUGUUGGACACCUUUGGCCCAACUGCAACAUUUGGACUGCACCAACCGUCGUCUCUACGCCUACCUCUUCCUCGCCUCCAGCGCUGUCAACAAACUCUAACUGUCCUCCCGAACCACCACAACCGCCUUCUUCCUCCUCAUCCUCCUCCUCCUCCUCCUCCUCCUCCUUCUCCUACACCACCACCACCACCAUCACCACCACCACCACCACCACCAUCACCACCACCGCCGCCGCCGCCGCCGCCGCCGCCGCCACCACCACCACCACCUCCAUCACCUCUGCCUCAACGUCUGCCGUAGUGGCGUCUGCCACACAAUCCUGUCACACCAACAAUCUCCAACACCACCGUCGACGCCAGUGGUGA
This is a messenger RNA of Spirometra erinaceieuropaei, 1086 nucleotides long. Lineage: Eukaryota; Metazoa; Platyhelminthes; Cestoda; Diphyllobothriidea; Diphyllobothriidae. The record is from the annotation of a GenBank genome assembly.